AUGUCGACCCUUCAGCUCAACCUCUGGUCCCUCACCCUCAUGCCCGGAGAGCGCGUGCCCAUCUACAUCCGCCGCGACUUCCAGAUCACCAACGCUGCUCUUGGCGAGGAGCUCGCUGACGAGAACGCCCGUACCGUCGUCAAGGUGACGCACUCGCCCAUCCCCAUCAACCAUGACAUGACGGACAGCGACGACGACGAGGACUUUGACGACGACAUGGUCGUUGGCUCUGACGACGAGUCGGACGACGAGAUCCCCGAGGAGGACUCUGAGGAGGGCGACGGUCCCAACGAGAUGGACGAGGACGACUCGGACAUUGACUCUGACGAGGACGACUUUGACCAGCUUGAGGAGACUGUUCUUUGCGCGCUCACUCCCGGCCGUAUCGAGCAGGCGCAGCUCAACCUCACUUUUAUCCAGGGCGAGGUUGUCGUGUUUGAGACGGUUGGGCCUAACGCUGUUCACCUGAUGGGCAACUACAUCUACCAGGGUGGCGAGAGCGACGACGAGGACGACUCUGACAUGUCGGGCGACGAGUUCAGCGACCUCGACUCGGACGACGAGUUUGACGUCGAGGAGUUUGACGAGGAGAUUGAGGUGGCUCCCAAGGGCAAGAUCACCGCUGUCGAGGACGAGAAGCCCAAGCCCAAGACCAAGUCUUUCGCCGCUGUUGUUGCCGACAAGCCCGACACGCCCAAGUCUGCCAAGGCCGACACGCCCAAGUCUGCAAAGGCCGACAAGAAGCGCAAGGCCGAUGAGAUUGAGGCUACGCCCACCAAGGGGGACGACCUCUCCAAGUCGCAGAAGAAGAAGCUUGCCAAGAAGACCAAGCUCGAGGCUGGCGAGACAGAGUCGCCCGCCCCUAAGAAGGAGGCCAAGAAGGAGGCCAAGGUCGAGCCCAAGAAGGACAGCAAGAAGAAGACUCUUCCUUCGGGCCUCGUGAUCGAGGACGUCAAGGUCGGUUCGGGCCCCGUCGCCAAGGCCGGCAAGCGCUUGGGUAUGCGGUACAUUGGCAAGCUCGAGAACGGCAAGCAGUUUGACGCCAACACGAGCGGCAAGCCGUUCUCGUUCGUCCUCGGUCGUGGCGAGGUCAUCUCGGGCUGGGACCAGGGUCUGGCCGGCAUGGCUGUCGGUGGCGAGCGCUGCCUCACCAUCCCCGCCAAGCUCGCGUACGGCACCCAGCGCAUUCCCGGCAUUCCCCCCAACUCGACGCUCAAGUUUGAGGUCAAGCUCGUCUCUAUCAACUAA
Cutaneotrichosporon cavernicola is the source of this 1248-nucleotide messenger RNA. RefSeq lists its product as uncharacterized. The transcript has 4 exons. Lineage: Eukaryota; Fungi; Basidiomycota; Tremellomycetes; Trichosporonales; Trichosporonaceae. The coding region runs from base 1 to 1248 and encodes 415 amino acids. Gene Ontology annotation, molecular function: peptidyl-prolyl cis-trans isomerase activity. Gene Ontology annotation, cellular component: chromatin; nucleolus. The record is from RefSeq and is a predicted model, not a curated record.